This is a messenger RNA of Rosa chinensis, 531 nucleotides long. RefSeq lists its product as uncharacterized. The record is from RefSeq and is a predicted model, not a curated record. The transcript has a single exon. The coding region runs from base 1 to 531 and encodes 176 amino acids. NCBI's taxonomy places the organism in Eukaryota, Viridiplantae, Streptophyta, Magnoliopsida, Rosales, Rosaceae.
AUGUCGUCCCGGCACGUCUUCCUCAGGCAAGCCUCCUCCGGGAACCGCCGGCGGCCUCUGCUUAAAACCCACGUCACCGACUGCAAGGACCGGGUGGCCGAAGUCGCCGGCGGGACCGCCGCCGAGUGCGCCGCCGUGUGUUGCUGCUGCCCAUGCGGGCUGGUCAAUCUGCUUGUCCUGGUAAUCUACAAGGUCCCGGUCAGGCUCUGCCGCCGCGUCAUGAGGAAGAACCGCCGGCAGAGGCUCAUCAAGAAAGGGCUUCUUCCGCCGCGCCACGUGCAAUGCACGUGCGGCUGCGACGGCCUGGAGCUGCAGUUCCACCCGGUCGGGUUCGAGUCGCUGACGUCGGAGUUCAAGGCGGUGCAGAAGUUGGUGAUGGAAGAGGAGUCGUCUGACGAGGAUGUGAUUCAGCUCGAGAAGGAGAUGUGGGAUCGGUUUUACGGCACUGGGUUUUGGAGAAGCCCAACUCAGAGAGAGACUCCCUCCAACUCCAACUCCAACUCCAACUCCAAGAUGAUCACCGGUAUAUAA